ACAGCUCAGUCGGUACUCAGCUUCCCUUUUUCGCAGUGUCACAGGCUCCAAACUGAAAACACUCCAUUUCCCUGGUGAACAGCCCACCACGCUUCAGUCAGGUGCUUUCAUGGCUUUGAAAUUACAUUCCGGUUUUCGCUUUGCACGGUUUAUCCGCUCACUCGGCUUUGUACAACUCUUACAUGUCAGAGAGUGGUAGACUCUCCUGCUUCCCGGCAGGCCUCUCUGUUCACCGAGUGAGUUUCAAUCCCCACGCCGGUGUUGGGUGGGUCCAACUCGGCCACUGAGGCUCCAUGGCUAGCCUGUGUUCUGGGUGAAUUAAAGCCACACAGAGGGAUGAAUCACAUCGGUGGGAAACUGUUGAGCUUGGAUGUCACUGCUACCACAGUUUGGCUGUCAGAAUGAACGGCACUCAGCAGAGUGAUACCAAGAGACAACACCUCCUGGAGAGGCUGCUGGAUGCUGUCAAACAGUGCCAAAUUCGCUUUGGAGGAAGAAAAGAGAUCGCCACAGACUCAGACAGCAGAGUGAUCUGUCUGUGUGCCCAGUUUGAAGCGGUGCUGCAGCACGGCCUGAGGAAAAGCAGAGGUCUGGCCCUCACCGCCGCAGCUCUCAAGCAAGCUGCGGGCUUCAGCAGCAAGACUGAAGCAGAGUUGACCUUCUGGUUUUAUGUGAAGGAGCAUCUGAACCGCCACGAGCUCCAGCGCUUUUACUCACUACGCCACAUUUCCUCCGAGCUGGGCCGGGGUCGUGCAUGGCUGCGUUGCGCCCUCAAUGAGCACUCGCUGGAGCGCUACCUGCACACACUGCUGGCUGACCGCCCACGACUGGGAACUUACUAUGAAGACUGGGCUUUUAUUCUCGAUGAAGAGAGAGCAAGUAUGCUCCCCACCAUGGCUGCAGGCCUGAACUCCAUCCUGUUUGCCAUCAACAUCGACAACAGCGACCUGAACGGCGGGGUGGCGCGAGGAGGGGGCUCGUCGGUUUCCCACCUCCUCAAGGAGUCGACGCAGGGCAUCGGCAGCCUGUGGAAGGAGUCGACGCAGGGGGUCAGCAGCCUGCUGCGAGAGAUCAGCACAGCCACGGCUGUGGUGCCCGGCUUCACCCCCAGAGUGGACGGAGCGUCAGACCCGCUGCCUGUCCUUCCACGCAGCACCUCUGCUGACUCAGGGCUGAGGAAAGAGCGCCGCAGGAAAAAGAAGAUCACCAACAUUAUUUCCUUUGAUGAUGAUCUGGAUGGAGGGGCGGAGGAUGAGGAGGAGGGGGAGGAGGACUCGCAGAAGAUGGGCACGAUGAGGAAGAGUCAUACAGCUCCGGCUCAGAGCAGUGUAGAGGAAGGGAUAGACCCUUUGGAGCCGGCAUUCUCCCAGUCACCGGCCCAGAACGGCCUGGUUGAGCCGGGCAUAGUCAGCUGGGUGGGGUCCCCACAUCCCUCUCGUACGCCUCCCACAGCUACGCCUCCUCUGCCCGACAGUAAGAGUAUAGACAACGAGGAGGAGGAGGAAGAGGAGGAGAUGUACAAACCCAGAGCACAAACCCAGGAGGAGGAGAGGAUCAGCUCUGAUCAGGUGGUGGUGGGAAGUCUGUCCAGUGUAUCCACGUGGAGCCCUCUACAGGUGAUGACAAACCACAGCAGCUCAGACAUCCUCAUCCCCCUGAACCCUGCAGACCCUCAGCCAGUGAGCUCUGUGGAGGACACGGCUGCAUUUCCUGCUCAGUGUGAGUCGACAGGACCGGUGGGAAACUGCGAGAGCAGCAGAUCGGAGCUCACAUUCAAUAUGGAGUCCAGUCCACCGACGCAGUCCGCUCCACUCUCCAGCGCGCUGCCAACAUCUGGUCUGCCAGAGUCCAUGACAGUGGUGGAGCUGCGUCAGGCCAUUGUAGCCAUGAUGAACAGGAAGGACGAGCUGGAGGAACAAAACACGUCUCUUCGCUGCCUGCUGGAUGGGGAGAUGGAGCACUCAGCAGGCCUGAGGCAAGAAACCGAUCUGCUGAAGAAGAAGCUGGCAGAGCUGGAGGAGAGACACACAGCCAAGGUCCAGGCACUGGCCAGGGAGAAUGAGGUCCUGAAGGUCCAGCUGAAGAAGUAUGUGGGGGCGGUGCAGAUGCUGAAGAGAGAGGGGAGCCAGGGCAAUGACGCCCUGUCAAUGUUGCGGUCAAGUGAAGAGCAAGCCCCUGUCCAGCAGAAUAAGUUCAUGGGUGACAUAGAAGAGCUGGCUGCCAGCUAUGAGCGUAAACUCAUAGAGGUGGCUGAGAUGCACGGUGAGCUGAUAGAGUUUAAUGAGCGCCUGUACCGUUCCCUAAUGGCCAAAGACCACCUCAUUGUCCAGAUGAGACAGGAACUCAUUGACCUGAGAGGACCGGUCCCAGGUGAUUUAAGCCAGACAUCAGACGACCCCAGCUUGUCAGAUUUUGAGACGGCUCAUCGCGCUCUCAUCAACGUGUGGAUCCCCUCUGUGUUCCUGCAGGGCAGAGCUGCCAACGCCUACCACGUCUAUCAGGUGUACAUCCGCAUCCUGGACAAUGAGUGGAAUGUGUACAGACGUUACACAGAGUUCAGGGAGCUUCACAACCACCUGAGGAGCCAGUUUCCCCAGGUGGACACCUUCAACUUCCCACCCAAGAAAGCCAUAGGGAACAAGGAUGCCAAGUUUGUGGAGGAGAGGAGGAAGCAGCUGCAGGGCUACCUUCGCAUGGUGAUGAACAAACUGAUCCAGACGCUGCCGGAGUUCACAGCCCGCCCCACCAAGGAGACCCUGCUGUCUCUCCUGCCUUUCUGCCUAGAUACACCCCAGGGCAACGACAGUGGAGCCAAGACACCCCGAUCCAAAACUUCAUCCCGUUUCCCCAGACUGGGACGCAGCCGCAACCAGGAAGCCAGACCAGAACCCCAGAGUGGAGACCUUUAACCCCAGAACCUUUGAAACAAUAAUCCCUCACUGUAAAGGCAGAGGACGGUAAUGUUCCUGUGUGUCUGGACUAUGACACACCUGCUCACACUGUGUGAGGACAUUAAGGGUACCUAACGGACCUUUGAAGCCUUAGAGAUAAAAAAAAAAAAGGCCUCAAUCCAGGAUGGGGCAAUGGGUGCGUUCACAUCGCAUGCCCCUCUAGGUGAAUGUGUAAAUUUUUCUGUGCAUUGCCUGGCUGAGUAAAGGAUUAAUGACUCCCUCGAGGCUGCCUAUCAAUGGACCCAAUCAUACAGCACCUCUUACCUCACUGAGAGACCAAAAGACUCUCCAUAAACUGCACACAGACUAGCCUGGACUGCUCUCAUAUCUCACACGCAAUGAGAUGAUGGGGACAUGUUUGUUUUGUUUUUUUCUUACUCUGCUCAGUUUUGUAGUGAAAGUGUAUCAUGGUCACAGUGCCUACAGUGUUUUGUAGCUGCUUUCCUGCUCUGAAGGGUGGGUGGGUGGGUGGGUGGGUCGGGUAUAUAGAGAGGUGAAGAGGGGUAAAGUAUUCUCUCGGGGGAAUGAGUGUUGUUUUUCAGCUAAUGUGUCAGCAUUAUGGUGCCAUUACAUUUUAGAGGAGGAUGAUUCACAAUCUGUAGUGUGGACCAGCAGGCAAUGGGCAUUCCUUUUUUUUUUUUCUUUUUUUUUACUUCUGUUAUAUUAUUAUUAUGGCUAUUACAGAUAAUCUGCAGAAAGUGUAUAUUUUACAACUUCUCAUAAUGUCACCAGGGAUGCAGUGAUUAUCAAAAAUAUAUUUUAAGUUCCACUUACUGAGCGUGUUAAAAGAUUAGGGUUCAACACCACAGAUAAGACCAAAAUCAUUUAGGGACUGUAUGAAAAUUGAGGUGGUGUGAUGGGUUGAAUAUAUUUCACUUUUUAAAAAAGCAAGACCUUCUCCAGUGUUAUCAGUUGUUGUACCAUAACCUUGACUUACAGAGAAAUACAUAGCAUUGAAAUAAUACAAUACAAUAGAAUUAUGAAUAUACCAGCCCAGCAAUAUUUAGAAUAAAGGGCCUGACUUGAAUUAUAAUUCAGGCCAAGAUGCAUUUGAUUUAAAACUAAAAAAAAUGUUUAACUAAAGUGCUGAAAUAUGAAUUAAUGGUGAGUAAAAAAUAAAAAUAAAAAUCUCUCACAUGCUGUCUCAUUAAAUUCACACCACUGCCCCCCCUAGAAAAAAUAAUACAGGAGCUCCUCCCCCCUUUUCUUACUUCCACGCCCUCACUAAUAAUUUUCACACAGUCCCUUGUUGAGAAAGUUUAUGAGGAAGCAUGAAUUCUUGCUCUUUCCUCUCAGAAAAUCUCUCUCCUCAUAUCCACAUGUCUUAGAUCAGUUUCAAAUACCUGCUAUGAUGUAUCUGAUGAAUUAAUGUCAUAGAGAUUUUUGAUUAGAAAGGAAGGGAAACCCUAUUUUACCUAUUAGCUACUAUUUAAAAUAUACAGGGUAAGCUGUGUUUCCGUGGGUUUUCCCUCCAAGUCUUCACAUAAAUGAGGGCCUCAAUCAAAGGUCGACUGGCUGUACUGAAAAAUUCAAUGCUUAAAGAUUGUUUAACUGAUGCGUCUUAGCAGGAUUUAAUGCAGCAUUAUGUUGCAAAUGAAUGUUUUAACGAUGACUAAACACUUGAAGAAAAGCUGCUUGUUAGAGUGCAAGGAGAGGACUGCUGAGCAUCAAGUGUGUGUAAAACAGAAGCUCAUGCAUAUGUAUGGAUUACCCAAGAGUAGUCAGAGACUGUGUUCAAACGAGGAGUGAUUGUGUUAGAAGGUUUCGGAAAACUUGAAUCAAAGGGUCGGCUCGUGGAAUGGUAAACACUGUUCACCGUCGAUGAGAGGAGGUGAACAAACAAGACUUGUGGGUUUUAAUUAAGUUGUUAUUCUCACACAGAAAUGACCCUCACAAGCAUCCAGCUGCUGGUAAACACUGUGCAGCGUUGUCAGGAAACUCUCACAAGGAUGCUGUCAAAUAAAUGUUUUUAUCAGACUUCACUGAGACCUUUUACAGAGAGACUCUGUCUGUGGGUAGUGCUGUGAGCCGGCCAAUAAAACAUCAACAUGGGACAGAAAAGAAGAUCAAAACUUUUUAAAGAAAUUAUCUCACAACAUUGACAUUUUUCUGUCAAAUGGCGCUGGUGUUGCAUCUUAUGGAAAACAUGUAACUUAAACAUGAAUUUCUAUCAUUAUUCUUUUUAUUAAAGACUAUUCUCUGCUGAAAUACAGUAAAACAGUACAACUGGUGAUAUUUUAGGUAUAGCACUGCCUUAUAUGUAUUAGAAAAAUCAGCCCACAGCAGCAUAUUAUACUCUGUGCCGCUGACGAACAACAUUGUCGCAUAGUCUCUUCAAUAUAAUAAACAAGUAGCCUUUUUAUAGACAUGUCUUUUAAAGCAUAGGUUGGGGUCAGUUUGGCUCUGGGACCACCUCUCUGCACAAAUAUCCACACUGUAUUUGUGGUAAUGUACAGUAAUUAUGCACAGGAUCAUUCACAGAGAGCUGUCUUUAAAAGUCUACUCUACUCUACUCUCAAUUUAGCGUCGCACUCCUAUAACGAAUCAGAAAUAUCGUCUUUGUUAUCCCACACAUUUCCUCUUCCUUGGCAAAACCUUGCGCCUACAUUACCCAGAACACAACUUGACCGCCAACACUUUGGUCAGAGAUUUUGGUAUGUUAUGUAAGUAGUGGCUAAUGUAGCCACGAGCCACCAGCUAAAUCCUGAAGGCAGUUUAAAGGUAACCUGUGGAGCUUUUGACCACUAGUAGUACUAUAGAGCUAUUUUGAUUGGGUUUAUACUCAGUGCUGUUGCUUGUUUCACACCAGUGUUCUGAUGGACAGUGGCACUGACACUCAAAAGAAGUGCACGAUUUAAAAUAUUAAAAAACUGAGCUUGGCAAAUGUUUUAUGUGGACAGAAAUGCACUCAACACAUUUGUUAAACCUCAGUGUGUUUCGGUGAAGAGCACUGAAUUUAAAAUGAACUUUUGUUGGUUUAGAGAAAGACUCCACAGGGCACUUUUAAACCUUUAACUUUGUGAACAUGGUUGGCCAACAUUUUUAAUCCCACCAGGGACUUUUUUGGUUCCCAGAUAACUGAAGCAAGUGCGGGCCUUUUCUCUUGCAGUUGUUAAGCACUUAUUCAAAACUGUUUUGAGUUGGGUUUAUUUUGCCAAAAGUCAAAAAGUUUGCUCUUUGGCUUGAUGCCCUAAAGCUAAAAGUAUCUCAGGUGCUGUUAAGAAUGCAAAAGUACAAGCUUCUCAUUGGCAACAAGAGAAAGGAAGAAGCUGGUGCUGUACAAAGAAGUUCCUGGUGGACAUGACAUCAGUAUUCUUUAAAAUGGCUCCCCCACCAUCCUCCAGACGCUGGAUGACUUGAAUCUUACUGUACCUGGAGGCCGGUCAUCAGGGCAAUGACAAGUGAAGGAAGUGGGAUCAGCUCAUGAUUAGGAUGCAGUCAAAGUGUUCUCUUGCAGUAUGCCAUGUCUGUUCUUGUGAAUUUUUCUGUCCUUGCCUUAGUCAGCAGUCAGGCCUUAUCUAUCAGUGUCACAGCAGAGGGUUGAACAAUAAAGUACAGUGUGUAAAGUG
Lates calcarifer (barramundi perch) is the source of this 6520-nucleotide messenger RNA. RefSeq names its product sorting nexin 29 (gene snx29). The coding region runs from base 402 to 2909 and encodes 835 amino acids. The record is from RefSeq and is a predicted model, not a curated record. NCBI's taxonomy places the organism in Eukaryota, Metazoa, Chordata, Actinopteri, Centropomidae. Gene Ontology annotation, molecular function: phosphatidylinositol binding. The transcript has 21 exons.